AUGUCUGAAGCAAUUCCCGAAACUCGUGCCCGUGGCUCCUCUUUCACUCAAAACAAGCCCAAGGUGCUUAGACCCUUCAAGACAUCUGAAGUCAAAAUCUUGUUGUUGGAAAAUGUCAAUGCCACUGCUGUGGAUGCUUUCAAGAAGCAAGGCUAUCAGGUUGAAACUUUCUCCAAGGCUUUGGUGGGUGAUGAGUUGAUCAGCAAGAUUAAGGAUGUACACAUUAUCGGUAUUCGCUCCAAGACAAAGCUCACCAAGGCUGUCUUGGAUGAAGCAAAGAACCUUUUAGGUAUCGGUUGUUUCUGCAUUGGUACAAAUCAAGUGGAUCUCAAGGCUGCUGCAGACAAGGGUAUUGCUGUAUUUAAUUCUCCCUUUAGUAACUCCAGAUCAGUCGCAGAGUUAGUCAUUGGUGAACUGAUCACACUCGCCCGUCAAUUAGGCGAUCGUAACACAGAAAUGCACCAGGGUAUUUGGAAUAAGGUCUCCAAGAACUGCUACGAGAUUAGACACAAGGUAUUGGGUAUUGUUGGCUAUGGCCACAUUGGUGCACAACUCUCUGUCUUGGCUGAAGCCAUGGGUAUGACAGUCUACUUUUACGAUAUUCAACAGAUCAUGCCUCUCGGUCAAGCCAAGCCUGUAGAGUCCUUGGAGGAGCUGUUGGCCAUCUCUGAUUUUGUGUCUCUUCAUGUGCCAGAGACGGAAGACACAAAGAACAUGAUUGGCGAGCGUGAAAUCAUGAACCACAUGAAGAAGGGAUCCUAUCUCUUGAACAAUGCUCGUGGUACCGUGGUCCAAAUUGCUGCUCUUGCAAAGGGCUUGCAAUCUGGCCAUCUUGCUGGUGCUGCCAUUGAUGUCUAUCCCAAGGAGCCUGCUGCCAAUGGUCCCAACUUUAAUGACUACCCUGAUUUAUUGUCUGCCAACAACUUGAUCAUGACUCCUCACAUUGGUGGUUCCACUGAAGAAGCCCAAAGCAUGAUUGGUAUCGAGGUUUCCACUGCUUUAACCAAGUUUAUUAAUGAAGGCUCUUCUCUUGGUGCUGUCAACUUUCCUGAAAUCGAUUUGCGUGCUAUUUCUCAAGACGACAAGGACACUGUCCGUGUUCUCUACAUCCACCGCAACAUCCCCGGUGUCCUCAGAGCCAUCAAUGAGAUUUUCGCUGAGCACAAUGUCGAAAAGCAAUAUUCUGAUUCAAAGGGUGAGAUUGCUUAUGUGAUGGCAGAUAUCUCAAAUGUUACACAACAACAUUUGGAAUCACUUUACAAUGCUAUUGUUGCUACUCCUGCUAAUAUCAAGACCCGUGUUCUUUAUUAA
Messenger RNA from Mucor velutinosus, 1311 nucleotides. RefSeq lists its product as uncharacterized. NCBI's taxonomy places the organism in Eukaryota, Fungi, Mucoromycota, Mucoromycetes, Mucorales, Mucoraceae. Gene Ontology annotation, molecular function: oxidoreductase activity, acting on the CH-OH group of donors, NAD or NADP as acceptor; NAD binding. The transcript is spliced from 3 exons. The record is from RefSeq and is a predicted model, not a curated record. The coding region runs from base 1 to 1311 and encodes 436 amino acids.